Messenger RNA from Penicillium macrosclerotiorum, 4209 nucleotides. Its product is annotated as CAZyme family GH55. The record is from RefSeq and is a predicted model, not a curated record. Lineage: Eukaryota; Fungi; Ascomycota; Eurotiomycetes; Eurotiales; Aspergillaceae. The transcript has 11 exons. Bases 1 to 4209 code for a protein of 1402 amino acids.
AUGCAGGGCAUGAUAUCAGCUGUGUGCUGCUUCCUGCUCAUAUGUCAAGCCACUGCUGUAUGGGCCGGACAUCAUAAACAUGAUCAUUUACAUCGACACUUUGGCCGGGAUAAAGUUACUUCAGUUGAGGUUGCUGCACCAAAGUCUACAUCUGUCUCCCAUGAGAACCACUUCGGACAUACAGAGGCUGCCCAGAAAGUCUCCGAGGCUUUGAAAGCGCUAUCGGUCAUCAAUAAGCUACGCAUUGAAAAUAUCAAUUUCAACAACUACACUCUGGAUGAUAAAAUCAAGAGCUCCGAAAAAAGAGAUUCUGCUCCUCCCCUGGAUUAUUCGAAGAAUACUGUGGCCAAGCUUUCUGCUUCUCUUGCAAAUGCUUCCCCCUCUGGAUCCCUAAAGAAGAAGCGUGACACCGCAUCCAAGAAAAGCUUUGCCUACACAAUUCCAAAGGACCUUGCAGAAGCUGCUCGUGAGCUAGCGGAGUCAUCACCUCCAUCCCCUAGUAGGGGAGAGGAGACAAAGUUGGCCGCAAAAGUCAGAGCGAAGUAUGGAUCAAAGUCCAACGAUACCAAUAGGCCUCCACAGCGUCUCCAAAGUUCGAAUGGAUUGUUCGAGUAUAAUGAAGAUGACGGCGUGAAGUAUCUGGCUGCAGAUGAGACCAAUCAGGCUAAAUUGAACAAACGUGCUACCUCCGGAUCUAGCUACUGGCUGGCAAAUCUUGAACAGAGAGGAACUAGCCCGUACGCUUCAGACGAUUACAAGGUCUGGAGAAAUGUGAAGGAUUACGGCGCAAAGGGAGACGGUGUGACUGAUGACACUGCUGCAAUCAACAAGGCAAUCUCAGAUGGUGGUCGAUGUGGAGCGAAUUGUGGCUCUAGUACGAUCUUUCCCGCAGUUGUCUUCUUUCCUCCCGGAAACUAUCUUGUCAGCAGUCCUCUCAUCCAGUAUUACAACACUCAAUUCCUCGGCGAUCCUACGGACUAUCCAACUAUUCUUGCUGCUGCAAGUUUCGUUGGCCUCGGAGUGAUCACCUCUGAUGUCUAUGUUGGAGACUCGGAGGAAUGGUACCUGAACACGAACAACUUCCUGCGCAGCGUUCGUAACUUCAAGAUGGAUAUUACUCGCACUGAUCCUGGUGCCUAUGUUUGUGCCAUCCAUUGGCAAGUCGCUCAAGGAACCACACUCGAGAACAUUGACUUCUAUAUGUCUCAAGCAGCUGGAAAUACACAGCAGGGUAUUUAUAUGGAGAAUGGAAGCGGAGGAUUCAUGGGCAACCUCACCUUUGUGGGUGGAAAUUUCGGUGCUUACCUUGGAAACCAGCAAUUCACUACAAGCGAGUUGGUGUUUGUGAAUUGCAAAACUGCUGUUCAAGUCCACUGGGAUUGGGCAUGGACGAUGCAAGAUGUUGUCAUAGAGUCAUGCGAAACUGGAGUUGUUAUUGUUGGAGGAGCUGGUGGCCCAAUGAGUGAUGGCCAAUCUGUCGGGGCUUAUAUCCUAGUUGAUGCUAUCAUAGCCAACACACCGACGGGAAUCCUCACAUCCUCAUACGAAGACAACUCUACCGCAGUUCUUCUACAGAAUGUGGGUUUUUUCAAUGUCCAGAAGGCAAUUGUCUCAGACACCCGCUCAGAGCCUCUCCUAGCAGGCGGAGAUGAAGUCAUGCUUGACACUUGGGGCUUUGGCCUCUACGCCGACGAAAGUGGCAUGCAUUUUGCUCAACAGGUUCAACUACCAUCUCUCAAUCGCAAGAGUUCUUUAACUGGCAGCAAGUCCUAUGUGGAUGGGACCUUCAACUUCUUCACUAGGCGCCGUCCUCAGUAUCACGAUCUUGGUGGUGGGGAAGUGUUGGAUGUGAAGGCCUACGGUGCAAAGGGCGAUGGUGUCACAGAUGACACAGCAGCUUUGAACAGUGUUCUGGCCUUUGCGGCGAAUAUUUCCGCAAUUGUUCAUAUCCCGUAUGGAGUUUAUGUGAUCAAGGAUACUGUUCAUAUACCACUCGGAUCCCGAAUCAUUGGUCAGGCUUGGCCGCAAAUCAUGGCAAAGGGUACCAAGUUUGAGGAUAUGGAGAGCCCCCAUGUGGCUGUUCAGGUUGGAAAUGAGGGAGAUGUUGGAGUUAUUGAGAUUCAGAAUAUGAUGUUCACUUCAUCUGGGCCUACAGCUGGGGCUGUUCUCAUGGAAUGGAAUGUCCAUGAAUCUAGUCAAGGGUCCGCCGGACUUUGGGAUUCUCACUUCCGGGUGGGUGGCGCUAUUGGAUCUCAACUCCAAGCAGACAAAUGCCCCAAGAAAGCUUCGUCAUUAAACGAAGACUGUGUUGCUGGGUCACUCAUGCUUCGCAUUACUAAACGGGCUUCGGCCUAUAUGGAGAAUAUUUGGGCGUGGGUCGCAGAUCACGAUAUGGACAUAGAGUCACAGGAUCAAGUCGACAUCUACGUGGCACGAGGUAUUCUUGUGGAGAGCCAAGGACCAACGUGGAUGUAUGGUACAGCGUCCGAGCACAGUGUACUAUACCAGUAUCAACUAUCUGAAGCCAAGGACUUGGUUGUGGGGAUGAUUCAGACAGAAUCUCCUUAUUUCCAGCCUAGUCCUCCAAUGCCAGAGCCUUUUACUCUUGGAAGAUUCCCAAAUGACCCCGUGGAUGUUGAUUGCGAAACUUGCACAAGCUCCUGGGCAAUGAGAAUCGUGGACUCAGAAUCUAUCUCUAUUCUCGGGGCAGGAAUGUAUAGUUGGUUCAGGUCUUACUCCCAGGACUGCCUACAAACAAACAACUGCCAAGACAAGGCCUUCUAUGUUGAGCAAAGCAGUGGAGUCUGGCUGGUCAAUCUUGUGACAAAGGCAAUUGUUCAAUCUAUCAGCCCUCUUGAUGAAACAGCUAUUUGGUCCAGAGAUUCUCGAAACGGAUAUACCUCGUCAUUGCUUGGCUGGUUCCGUGCGGAGGAAGAUGUCAUUGGCAAGCGCAACUUCACCGGAUUUUAUCUAUUUGAAGAUCAGUACGAUGAGAAUUUGCUGAACACGCUCCCGUCAGCUUGUCAAUCUGCACUAACGCAGGUGAUUGACUGUCCUGAUAAGAUCCAAGGAUUCCAAGCUGCUAAUUGGCAAGGCGGAUUUGAGAAUGAUACACUCAGCAAGCAGGUGUGUUCUGCUGAAUGCGAGGUUUCCAUAAAGUCGUGGUUUAGCCAUGUCACCGAAAACUGCGCAGACGUAAAUCAGACCAAUAUCGUCCUUAAUGCCAGGGGAGGCAGGCUCUGGGCAUCAUGGAAUCAAACCUGUGUUCAAGACCCCGAUACAGGGGAAUAUUGCGGCGAUGUCUUGAACAAACAAACUUCCUGGGACGAAUCUACUGAUGAGCUUUGCUCGUUCUGUAGAGUGGAUCGUUACAAAAAGAUGCAAUCUAGUCCAUACUCUUACUACAGUGAAAUUUGGAAAUCGAAAUUGGAAGAAAUCAACUCCAAGUGUGGACUCGAUAUACCUACGGAUAUCCCCGAUCCGCUGACUCCAACCCUUGAUCCCUAUGAGCCUACAACGGAUUUCUGUGCCUCUGAUGUGACUUAUACGUCUGUGAAAGGAGACACCUGUGACUCAAUUUCCCAGGCUCACAAAGUCGCGUCUGCUGCUCUUUUCAUGGGCAACGUCAACCUGAAAUUCUGCGACAAUAUUCCUGUGGGAACGAAACUUUGCAUCCCAUUCGAGUGUGCCAAUAUCUAUACUCUUCAAGCAAACGACACCUGCAGUUCCAUCGAAAAGGCCCAGAAUAUCGGGUACCAGGAUGGUCUUACUCUGAAGAAUUAUAAUCCGUGGCUGGACAACGAGUGUACAAAUCUGCACAUGAACAGCAACGUGGCUUAUGGGCAUGUCAUUUGUCUUGGUCCGCAGGCAGGAAAUUCAACGGGGGACGCUCCAGAUACAGACACCACCACGCCGGACUACAGCGAUGGCUACGCCAUUCCAGAAAUUCCUCCUCCCGACAAUGUACCCGUUGCCGAUGGAACAACUCUGCGGUGUGGUAAGUGGCACGUUGUUAGCAACGAGCAGCUUGAAGAGACUUGCACAACGAUUUGCGUUCAGGAAUCGAUACCUUGGAGUCUGUUCCUGGACGUAAAUCCAUCUUUGAGUGCGGAUAGCUGUACCUCUAAAUUGGUCGUUGGGACCGCAUAUUGUGUAGGACCAACCUAUGGAUGGGAUUUUGAAUUUGAUGGUGCGGACGAUGAAUUAUAA